UGCUACUGCAAAAGUGUUACAAGCCAAUUUUUCGCUUUGACUUAGAAAAUGCUUCGUAACGCUUACGUACGUCUUGUUCCAAAAAAGAUUUUGGCAGAAAAUUUCGUCUUUCAUCUACAUUACCGAUGGACUGUUGCGUUGUUGUUGGUUUGCAGUUUCGUUAUAACCUGCAGGCUUGUCCUGGGACAUUCCUUUUCAUGUAUAAAUGUCGCUGGAUACACUAAAGAACAACUGGAAACCCACUGUUAUGCUGAGUAUGUUUACUCUUUGCCUGUUCAACUCCUGAGCCACCAUGUAGCAAACAGUGCGUCGGUUGAUCCGUCUGUUCAUGGAUUUCGCCGUCAUCAGGAAUUCUACCCGUGGGUUAAUCUACUAUUCCUAAUCCAUGCAUUUAACUUCUACCUUCCUCAUUUACUGUGGAAAUAUUACGAUUCUGGUUAUAUGACGAGGCUGAUCUCAGGUUUAGAGUUAACUAAUGGAAAGGAUGAUAAAAGAGGUUUCGAAUUAUGCUAUCUCGCCAAGUAUGUUCUCGCCACUCAAGGUAAACACAAAAUGUACACGAUAAUGCACAUCUUCUGCGAAGUUUUGAACUAUUCUAUCGCUCUGGCGCAGACUUUGUGGUUGGUGCACUUUUUCAUUGUGACUGGUGUUCCAGAAUUUCUACCCAUUCAAGUCUCGACAUGGUCGGAUUUUCGAAAGUUUUACUUCCCUCCAAAAGGAGUGUGUUCCGUUUCUGUGAAUAAGACACAUCACCAAACAACAUGUUUCCUUCCUUUGAACAAGCUUUACAUGUUCAUGUUUCUCUUCAUUCAUGCUUGGUAUAUAUUCUUGACCAUUGUGUCUGGAAUUGUGUUGCUGUACCGAAUCGUGUUACUUUUUCCGUCACAAAGGGUGGCUGUCAUGAAGUUUUCAGCCCCUUGGGCUGAGAAAGAAACCCUCAAAUCCUUGUGUCAUCGUUUGUCUUACUCUGAUUGGUUCUUUCUGAUACGAUUCCAAAGGGUGAUGACAGACAUAGACUUUGCGCAGAUGCUUGACAAGAUAGCCAUUGUUUCCGCUUGUAAAACGUGUGACCAAACUGAUGAGGAUAAUAGAUCGUCCUUUAUAUCAGAUGAUGGACAUAAGGACCUCGGGAGUUCCACAGCUACUUCGCCUGUUUAAAUAGUAGUUUCAAAAAUCUGAUGUUGACAUUUAUUAUGAAUAAACAAUGAUAAGCGAGGAAUUCUCCAAUUUAGUGCCAUUCCUAUGAAAAAAUAUUGCAAUAUCAUUCGAUGUUUACUUUUUUAAAAAUCGUAUAUUCAUAGAGAAGAAGAAAAUUUUUGAAUAACGUCAUGAAAACUGAAAAAGAAAUGAAUUAAACAAAACUAUUCGUUUUUUAAGAGCGCGGUAAAUAUAUUUCUGGCAAUGUAUGCUGUGGAAGAUACUUAACUAACUGAAUGAAUAUGAUGUAUUUCUUUCCCGCUUAUAAACAGAAGUUUUUAGUGCUUUAUAAGCAAAUAUGUACAAAGACAGCGAAGGUAUAUUUAGCUUUUUGUGCUAUAUUGCUAAUGAAGCUUCUUCGAUUGCUAUAAAAAGUUUUCUAAUAUACAAUUUUAGAGGGUUUUAAGAUAUGGAAUAUAACUUCUGUAAAAGAAUCAGAUCUAAAGUAUAGAAAAUAGCAGUGAAGAAGUAAAAUAAUUCACAGAAAAAUGCAUCAUGCAUUUGACAAUGUUUAUUUAACAAUGCAAUAUGUGUAAUAAUUGUUAACAAUGUUAUGCAAUGUUUUCCUAUGCAAUAUGUGUAAUAAUUAAUCUUUG
Argiope bruennichi is the source of this 1793-nucleotide messenger RNA. RefSeq names its product innexin inx3-like. Gene Ontology annotation, cellular component: gap junction; plasma membrane. The record is from RefSeq and is a predicted model, not a curated record. The transcript has a single exon. NCBI's taxonomy places the organism in Eukaryota, Metazoa, Arthropoda, Arachnida, Araneae, Araneidae. The coding region runs from base 49 to 1158 and encodes 369 amino acids. Gene Ontology annotation, molecular function: gap junction channel activity.